Molecule: messenger RNA, 9980 nt
Organism: Coturnix japonica (Japanese quail)
Lineage: Eukaryota; Metazoa; Chordata; Aves; Galliformes; Phasianidae
Source: RefSeq, a predicted model, not a curated record
AUGCCUUUACCUUUUGGGUUAAAAUUGAAACGAACUCGACGCUAUACAGUAUCCAGCAAGAGUUGCUUGGUGGCUCGGAUCCAGCUGCUCAAUAAUGAAUUUGUGGAGUUCACGUUAUCUGUGGAAAGCACGGGCCAGGAAAGUCUGGAAGCAGUGGCUCAGAGGCUUGAGUUGCGGGAGAUAACGUAUUUCAGUCUGUGGUAUUACAACAAGCAGAAUCAGCGCAGAUGGGUAGAUUUGGACAAACCUUUGAAAAAGCAGCUGGACAAAUAUGCCUUGGAACCAACAGUGUAUUUUGGAGUAGUGUUCUAUGUGCCUACUGUUUCUCAACUUCAGCAGGAGAUUACCAGGUAUCAGUAUUAUUUGCAAUUAAAGAAAGAUAUCUUGGAGGGCAGCAUUCCUUGCACACUAGAACAAGCAAUACAUUUGGCUGGUUUGGCUGUUCAAGCUGAUUUUGGAGACUAUGAUCAGUAUGAAUCUCAGGAGUUUCUACAAAGAUUUGCUUUGUUUCCAGUGGGUUGGCUACAAGAAGAAAAAAUAUUGGAAGAAGCGACACAAAAAGUUGCCUUAUUACAUCAGAAAUACAGAGGCCUUACUCCUCCUGAUGCAGAAAUGUUAUAUAUGCAAGAAGUGGAGAGAAUGGAGGGCUAUGGUGAAGAGACCUAUCCUGCAAAGGACAGCCAAGGAAGUGACAUAUUCAUUGGAGCAUGUCUUGAUGGUAUCUUUGUGAAACACAAAAAUAGCCGACCUCCUGUUGUAUUUAGGUGGCAUGACAUUGCCAACAUGUCCCACAACAAAUCCUUUUUUGCAUUAGAGCUGGCAAACAAAGAAGAGACAAUUCAAUUCCAAACGGAAGAUAUGGAAACAGCAAAAUAUGUGUGGAGGAUGUGUGUGGCGAGGCACAAAUUUUACAGACUAAAUAAAUGCAGCCUAGAUUCCCUGGACUCUCCACCUGAGGAGGGCUCUCAGAAAUCUUCACUCAUUCUUUCCCUUCCACGCUUUCCAAUCCUUUCUCGUCCUUCACUUCCCAAAGGACAAACCCAGCCCAUUACAGUGAAUCCAGUUAGAAGGCGGUCUUCUUCCAGGAUGUCUAUGCCCAAGCCUCAAGCAUAUAUGAUGCCUCCACCACCUCAGCUUCAUUACAAUGGUCAUUAUACUGAACCAUAUGCAUCUUCUCAAGAUAACCUCUUUGUGAGCAGUCAGAAUGGAUACUACUACCACUCUCAGACUAGCUUGGAUAGAGCCCCUCAUGACUACAGUGGUCGAAUCCGCAAUGGUAGUGUCUAUAGUGCACAUAGCACAAACUCCUUGAACAACCCACAACAUUACUUGCAGCCAUCCCCCAUGUCAUCUAACCCAAGCAUUACUGGAAGUGAUGUCCUCAGAACUGAUUAUGUCCCGUCACAUAGACAUAGUGCACUAAUUCCACCAUCUUAUCGGCCCACACCAGACUAUGAAACUGUGAUGAGACAACUCAAUAGAGGAAUGGUACACACAGAUAGGCAGAGUCACUCAAUGAGAAAUCUUAACAUCAGCAAUACAUAUGCUUACAGCAGGCCCGAUGCCUUGGUUUACAGCCAACCUGAAAUACGAGAACAUGCCCACUUCACUUCCCCACAAUCUAACCAUUAUCCAUUUAACCUGAACUACAGUUUUCAUAGCCCAUCCCCCUAUCCCUAUCCUGCUGAGAAACGCCCAGUUGUUGGGGCUGUCAGUGUGCCUGAGUUAACAAAUGUGCAGCUCCAGGCUCAGGAUUAUCCAGCACCAAAUAUAAUGAAGACCCAAGUCUAUCGACCACCUCCCCCAUAUCCAUAUCCAAGACCUGCAAAUAGUACUCCAGACCUUUCUCGACACAUCUACAUUAGCAGCAGCAACCCAGAUCUAAUCACGAGGCGAGUUCAUCAUUCUGUCCAGACAUUUCAGGAAGACAGCCUGCCUGUGGCACAUUCUCUACAGGAAGUCAGUGAACCUCUAACAUCGGCACGCCAUGCUCAGCUGCAGAAAAGGAACAGCAUUGAAAUAGCAGGCUUGGCUCCCAGCUUUGAAGGAAUAAGAAUAAAAGAGAGGACCAUGUCAGCAUCUGCAGCAGAUGUGGCUCUUCCAAGAGUUAUUUCAGAAGGGUCACAGCCCAACAUUCUGAUAGAGAGAACAAAGCAAAAAGAAAAUGAGCAAGAUGAAGGUGUGAACUGUGAUCAUAAGAAAACCCUUUCAGAUGCCACUAUGCUGAUUCACAGUAGUGAAGAAGAAGAAGAGGAUUUUGAAGAAAAUAAAGCUAGUACUAGCCUCUCUCCUCUUCCUGAAGAUCAAACCCAGCUUUCAUCCAUGAUGGGUGGCUAUUCUCAUGAUUCUGUACUCAACUACCCCUAUAGCUCAGUUGCUUCAUCUGCUGGUCCUUUGCAUAUUCUUGAGCCUAAAUUACAUAUUACAGAAACGGAAAAGAGAAUGAAAGAUAUAAGCCCAGUUCAUUUACUAGUGGAAAACCACAUACAGAGGAGAGGGGAAGGACUGCUUACUCCAUCUAUGUCAGAAUCUGACCUUACAACAUCAGGGAGAUACAGACUAAGGAAGGAUUCUUCUUCAAUAAAGAAGAGACCUGUGUCCGAUCUUUUGUCUGGGAAGAAGAAUAUUGUGGAAGGCCUUCCCCCACUAGGUGGUAUGAAAAAGAAUAAAACUGAUGCAAAAAAAAUAGGGCCUCUAAAGCUUGCAGCCCUAAAUGGACUAACUUUGGCUAGAAUGCCUCUGCCAGAUGAGGGGAAAGAGGAAUCAACAAGAGCAACAAAUGAUGAACGGUGUAAAGUUCUGGAACAACGGUUAGAGCAGGGGAUGGUAUUUACUGAAUAUGAGCGCAUUCAGAAGAAAAGGCUUAUAGAUGGUGAGUGCUCAAUAGCUCGGCUUCCUGAGAAUGCUGAGAGAAACCGGUUCCAGGACGUCCUCCCCUAUGAUGAUACCAGAGUAGAACUAGUCCCAACCAAAGAAAAUAACACGGGUUACAUCAAUGCAUCUCAUAUCAAGAUCUCUGUUGGUGGCAUAGAGUGGGAUUACAUUGCUACACAGGGCCCUUUGCAGAAUACCUGUCAGGAUUUUUGGCAGAUGAUCUGGGAACAAGGGAUUGCCAUCAUAGCUAUGGUGACAGCAGAGGAAGAAAGUGGGAGAGAAAAAAGCUUCAGAUACUGGCCACGUCUUGGCUCAAGACACAACACUGUAACAUAUGGAAGAUUUAAGAUAACCACACGAUUCCGUACUGACUCAGGCUGCUAUGCAACUACGGGAUUGAAGAUUAAACAUCUUCUCACAGGGCAAGAGAGAACAGUUUGGCAUUUGCAGUAUACUGACUGGCCAGAACAUGGCUGUCCAGAGGAUUUAAAGGGAUUUCUCUCAUACUUGGAAGAGAUACAGUCAGUGCGGCGCCAUACAAACAGCACUGCAGAUCCUAAAAACUCUAAUCCUCCUGUACUGGUGCAUUGCAGUGCAGGUGUAGGACGAACGGGAGUAGUCAUUCUGUCAGAGAUCAUGAUUGCUUGCUUGGAACACAAUGAGAUGCUGGACAUCCCACGAGUGCUGGACAUGUUGAGGCAUCAGAGAAUGAUGAUGGUGCAGACUCUUUCUCAGUACACUUUUGUCUAUGGAGUUCUCAUUCAGUUUCUCAAAAGUUCUAGACUUAUAUAAUCCCUGCCGAUUCCUAAGGGACGCUGCAAGAGUUUACGGAAAGAAAACUACAGUUGUCCAGGCAGACCUGCUUUUACUCUUUUUUUUUCUUCAUAUGAUGAAUCAUGCAGUUAACUUUCAGGGCUGGUAUGUGGCUGUUAGAUACAAGUCAGUGUAACAGUCCUUGCAAAGCAGGAUCUUCGCUGGACUACAUUCUUCCCAUGUUCAGCUACAGCCAUAUUAGGGAAUGAUGUUACUUGUACUGGUCUUUAGUACUUGUACACGUUAUUUUUAUUAGAGUGGUGUUACGCUGGGGAAAAUAAAUUUCUAACAGGAUGGAAAUACAUGACACAAUUUACUACUAUUUUUUUUUAAACAUGAUAAUGAACUGUGCAAAGGCUAAAAUUUGUGAAUGCACAUGGGGAGAGAAAGCUGCUCUUUGGGGAUGUCAAGGUCUUACACACGGUUUCAUUCUGCUUUCAAUUUUAUAUUUAGAACAAUACAUCUAUAUUUUUAAAAACGAAGUUUUGGUUUCCUCUGGUUUACUUAGCAGAACUAGCAGCUCUUAGAUACUUUAAGCUGUUGCUUUAAGGGCAGUUAUUUUUCUAUCCAGCUUUUUUUUUUAACUUUGAAAAAAAAAACAACAAAAAACACCCAACUUUUCAAAUGCUGUAAUGUUUUCAGAGAAGAUUAUCUAUGCUUGUACUAACCUCUUACAAAUUGUGCAUAUGGUUCUAGUGUAAUGGGUAGCAGUAGAGUGCUGUGUAAUAGAAUGACAGGGGAACGAUCAUGUUAACUAUUGAUAACUUCCAUUUGAGCGGGGGCAUCUUUGCCUAUUGCAUUGUAGACUACAAGCAGGGAAAAAGUAAUAUAAUUAUGUACCAAGUUCUUGGUAAUAAACAAAUGAGAGGAAGUACAUAUUCAGUAUUAUUCAGAAAUUUAGGGGACAGUUUGAUUUUACUGGCUGAAAUCAAAGUGGAUGCAAAUGUUUUAAGCACUUUUUUUGCUCUGUUAUUUAUGUAGUUAAACAUAGAAACUAUAAUCAUAUACUGUUUUGUAUGGUGAAAUGCUGUUACUAACCUAUUAUUUGAGGAAGAGCCUUUAAAGUUGAUGAAGUGAGAGAACCAAAAUUGGAGUAAGAAGGUGCAUAGUGGUGAAGAGGAAAUUAGUGGAGAUGUGGCAGCUAUGAUUGCUGGUUUACGCAUAGCAAAGAUGACCAUUAAAAAUGUUUAUGUUUCCAGUCAGAAAAACCUUUGAAGCAUCAAAAUUUUCUCUAGAAUCCUUCAGAUUAUUUUGUCAGCACCAGAACUGAUUUUUGCCAAUGCUGUGCAGCAUUGCAAUGAAGAAUGUUCACAGGAGCCACUUGAGAAUGCCUGCAGAAUGUAAGAAUGCUAAGAGGAAACACUGGAGAUGUAGGUAUUUUGCGUAGGUUGCAGCAUAGAUCUGAAGAUGUCCUACCUCUGGUAGGUUCUGUGCUGUCCCUGACUAGCAUGGGUCUGGUCUAUUGACAGUAUCUCAAAUGCUUCGGUGUCUGUGUUUGUAAAAUGGGGACAGUGAGGUUUUGCCUGCUUUUGGAGUGUUCUGACCCUAUACCAAAGUGAGCUGACUGUUGGUGUCAUUUCAAAAAACACCUGUGGUAGACAGACAAGUGUGCAGCUAUGUCUGCAUAUUCAUUUCCCACGAUACUUGCUUAGCAAAAUAAAAUGAGUCUGUGAGGUGUUGUUUUUUUUUUUUGCUGGUAAAAUGAUGUUGUUGUUCCCUGAGCUGUGACAAGGGUUUGGAAGCUAUUAUGAAGAAUAUCCCCUUCCCGCAUCAAACAGUGAUUGUCCUCUCAAAACACAGAUUAAAAGUGUAAUAAAUAUGUUUCAUCAAUUUCCUUUUUAAUAAGCUAUUUCCAUAAACACAAGGUCCAAACGACAUUUUGCUAAUAUGUCAUUCCAUAAAAUACCUGCUACCUUAAAAUACACCAUAAUAUUCAACUAGUGCAUUUGGUCUUCUUUCAGGCAAUCCAAAUUGUUCUUCCUUCAGUGAAGUAAUAUCGAAUAUUUCAAACGGGGGGAAAAAAAAUUCCUAGCAAGUAUUUACUGCCAAAUGAGGAAAUAAAUGAAAUAAUGCCUUAUUCCAGAAGAGACCAGUAACUGAAGACUGAUUCUUACAUAUAGUCUUGCAGGCAAACCGUUUUGACAUUCGUGUGUCAACAGAAAUACCACUGAAUGAAGCAAAUGUAUUUGGAUAUUUGUGCUGUCUUCUGUUAUAGAAACAAAUAUUUGUUUUUCUUUCUUUUUAAAAAAGUUUCUGAUAGAAAAGUGUGCGCUCUAGAAUGUAGCUCUUAAUUUCCAAAGUUUGAGCUGUGAUCUUCUCAACAUGGCUCACGUGCUUUUAGUGAAACUGUAGAUGACCACAACUUUUUGCAACCCUUUUUCACCAUUCAGCAGCUCUUUGGACAGAAUGUCAGGUGUUAAAAAUGUCAGGCAUUAAAAAAAAACAAAAACAAACAAACACAAACCAAUUGAAAUAAGCAGUUUCAUUCCAAACUUGUGAGAUAGUUUCUGAGAUGGCUGAGGAAGUUUUUCCCUUCCAUUUUCUUCUCUGUCUUUCUGAGAGGAGGUGAGAUCGCUUUCAGAGGUGCUCGCUCUCCAACCUGUAGUCACAGUCUGGUUUUGUUAAAAGCAGUCACACUGCUACCUCCUCCACUUCAGCUUUUCAUUCUUUCCAUUAGCAGUGCUUUCUACAUUAAUAGGACUUGACUUUCUAUGAACCUUCCUAAUGAAGGCAGCAGGCUUGUUUUUACAUGUUAGCUUAUGGUUCCAAGCGGGCAUUGAAAAUAAACAGUUUCUUUUCUAAAGAUACCGAAAGAAGUAAAACUCCACAACCUCCUGUCACAAUUUUAAAAAUGUUUAGAUUUUUUGAUAGCUUUUAAAACAACAUUCGGUUUGUAGCACUUUGUUGUUCUGAGCCUUUAAAGGGAUGCUUUGUAUGUGUUGUGAUGGAUGCUUUGUGGAGUGUGGGACUUUAUAGGAAAAUCUGUGGCCCAAAUCCAGUCACAGCCUGAGUGGAAAUUGGAUCCUUCUGUCAAAAGCUUAAAGUUCCUCUAUAAGCCAUUUUGCCAGGUGUGCUUCUCUUAAUAUGGGAGAGAAACCAGGUAAUUAUCGUGUAAGAUUUGAGCUGAACUUUAUUAAAUAGGAAAAGAGAACGUAAUGCUGAUCUCUAGGAAUGCCAGAGUUCUCAGGGAUAAAUAAAGGUGCUAUAUUACUAUCAAGAGACAGAUGUGUCUUUUGUGGUCUAGGUGGUAAAUGCUUUCUUAGGAUCAAAUUCCACAAAGAGUCAGGAGAAGAACCAAUGGAUUGCUGUAGGGGUUUCUGCAUGUUUGAUUUCUGUCUUGUUUUCUCUGAAGAGAGAUUUAUUUUUGGUCAGGGAAUGCUUGUGUUCCUGGGAUCCCAGGUCUUCUCUAAAAACAUAAAUUCACAGUCCUGUUGAUUGUGAAGGUGACACUUAGUAGGCUUUGCUGUCAACUCUUCACUCAUUCUUUGAUGGAGAAGCUCAGUGCUACACAACAGUUUUGCACUGCUUCUCUGCAGCCCACAGAACAGUGAUCCCCCUUUUCUGCUGCUUGUUGGAGUGCAGUCCCCAUGAAUAGCAAGGUUAAAUGCCUUAGUAUUGCUCUCGCUGUGACACCUUUUGCACAUAUGAAUGGUGAAAACAACUGCAUGGGAAUAUAAUUAUAAUGUUGGCUGGUCUUUAAGAUCCCUUCCAACCCAAGUUAUUCUGUGAUUCUAAAAUAAAUGCACACUUUAAAUGGAAAAAUUCUUGACCUUUAGAGAAAGUAUGCAUUUUUUGUUCCUUUUGUCAACUUGCUUCUCUCUCACUCUAUUUUUAUUAUUAUUAUUUGUAAUGGAUGACACUUGGAGCAGUUUUCUCCAAAAUUCUUAAUUUUUAUAGCUAAGACUACCAGAGGCUGCUGGUAAACUUUUCUUGUUUGACUUGUUAAAGUUGAGUGGUUCACAGCUCUCAACAGUCUCUGGAACAAGUUUGGGAACUCUGUGGUUGUUUGUCCUAUAAGCUAGCGUUGUAAUGGGACCUCAGUUUUAAUACCAGUACUGUUACUAAAACACCACAGUUAAAAUAGUGAACUCAUUGCUAUGCUCCAGUGGUUAGCUCAAGUUAUUAAUUUAAAAGGAACAACAGAUCAACUGCUAAUAAGUAUUAUUAGCUUUAGGUAGGUAUUCUAUUUUCUUUUCCAAUACAAAAAAAGCCUGCAAAGCCAGACCCAGCCCCUCAAGACGUAAAAGUUCUGAAGUUCUUGUGAGUGGAUUCAGCAGUACUUAUUGCCAGUGAAAGCCCUUAAAAUGUGAAUAUUUGCAUCUACUUUAAAUUUAAAUAUAGAUUGCAUGAAUUAAUCAAAAGAAUGCAUCAGGAAUGUGCCAACAUGAAGCUAGAAUGUUACAAGGAAAAGUAGCUGAGAUGACUUGGAAGAAAUUCUCUUGUAAAAGUACAGAAUGUUGGAACUGGUGAGUGUGGAUAUGAGGAAUGGCUUGAAGGCAUUUGGAGGAGGAACUGGAACAUUUUGUAUCCACAGCAGAGCUGUUAGAGAAGGGUUUGAUUCACAUGGUAUUUAUUUUUUUUAUGGCAUAGUAGGGUAAGUGAGCAUGUAGUUGUAGGUGUUAUUUCUACUGACUUGUUAAAAUGUUAUUUUUGAAGCUCCAGAUAUUAUUUCAGGAGCUCUGUUAUUUUUAAAUAUAUUCUUUUCCAAACAGAUUCAGUGCAAUCUGGCACCACAGCUCCUGUUUGCUUACUAAAGGUCAGUUUUUAAGGCCGCAGUCUCAGGUUUUAGGUGGGCAAGCUGAAGGCAAAGGGGCGUAUGUGCAAAUUUGCACCAAUAAUUUGUAAUGGAUGCAGAUUAGAUUAUUUGAAAUGAUUUUUGAGUGCAGGCAGCUGUUUACUGUAGAUGCAAACUGGAUCAAGUUGAGGCUGCGCUGAAAACCAGGCCUUGGAAUUGUGGAGAUUUGGCAUAUGCUUUCAAAGAUGGCAUUGCACCAUUUGCAGUACAGUGAUAAUAAAACUUCAGAGAAUAUCUCAUACUGUGCUAUGCUAUAGGAAAAUAUCUUGAACUUCAGCAGCAACAGCUCUUGCAAAUAUGGCUGUAUAAGAAAUCUUUUUUGAAGAUCCUGUUGGGGACCAGCUAACUUGAUGUGUUUUGCUGGCAUCGUGAAUGUUCCUUUAAGGUCUACAAGGACUGAAAAAAAAACAUUCUUCAUUUCUAUGUGCAUUUCAAAAACUGGCUGCUAAAUGACCCGUGAUUCUAUUCUUUGCAGUUUUCCACAGGAUGCUGCGUUUGGUGAUGAAGAAUAACCUCCAGUGUAUUUGUUCCUUAGAAUUCCAUUUUUCAGCUCUAAUCGGGGAAUUGAGACAGAAAUCAAAUGCAAAGAAUCUAGCAGAUAGAGUUUACAGCAGAUGCAGUGUGUGGCAAGUCAGAGAGCAAGCCUGUAGAUGCUCUGGUUUUACUUUGUUUCUGAUAGGCGGCAGUCAAAGCUACCAAAUUAAUGCUUUUGUGAGCACAAUUUCUGAAGGCGCCUUUUGAAACCUUUUUUAAAGGGAAUUUAAAUGCUGUUUUUCCAUUUGGAAAUGUUUUAAGUAAAAUUAGGAGAUGUGGAAGUAUUUAACGAUAAACACAGUUAAGUUUUAGAAUGAUAGGAAAAGUAAUAGGAAAAAUAGAUCCUCCAGUCUGUCACCUUGCUUAUCCUGGAUGAUUCUGGCAGACGAGGAGUAUAUGCUGUCCCUUUACAAAGAUACCUUCUCAACUUACUUUGAAACACCCAAACUACUUGACUUCCUUAUGACUGAUCUGGGGAGACUUGGAUGGAAAUCUUAGACUCCAGCUUGCCAAGCAGUAAGUAGGAAUCCAGGUACCCUCCUGCGCAAUGCUGAAGUCUCUUCAUUCUGUUAAAGCAAAUUGGUGUUUUAAAUUCUUUCAGCAGUUUUGUAGGGUUGAGUAAUUAAUGUCAGAGGAUCUGGCUCAGUUUUCUUCCGUUUUCAUUUGAGCCAGUAUGGAAGGAUUUAAAUGGGACUUUAUUUACAGUAGCAACAUGAAUUUUUGAGUAUUAUUUUCUAGUACUAAGCUAGUGGUUAACACGUCUAUUUUGCUGUCUUGCCACCAAUACUGUAAAAAUGUAUAAUCAAAACAGCUUUAAUUCUUGUAAAACUGAAAUUGGUUUGUAAAGCAAUGUACAAAUUGUGUUUCAUAGACAAAAAGGCUUGUAUUACUGAAUGUAAUAUAUGUGAAAUGAAUAUAUUCAUAGUCUAUUUUUGCCAUGAAAAAUAAAUAUUUGAAGCAACAA